AGGAGGCGACGAGUGUGAUUUCAGAAAGUGAUUAGUUUGUAUGAAAUCACACACGACUUGCAGCGUUAAUCUGGACAACACCAGCGGCGAGCACUUUAAUGACUCUGCACUGACGGAUCAGAUCAGAUUAGCUGCUAUUUUGCACAGAACGAACUACUAGAACUGCGCACCAUCACAAUCAUCAUCAGUGGACAAUGAGGAAGGUUGCUCUGCUGCUCAUUGUGCUGCUCGGCGUUGCCCUUUUCGCAACUGUCAGUAAAUGUGAAGAUGACCUAACAGAGAAGGAGGAAGUGGAUGAUGAUGAUGAUGAUGAUGAUAACGAAGAUGAUGACGACGAUGAUGAUGACGAUGAUGACACAGAAGUGAAAGAAGAGAAUGGGGUUCUAGUUCUCACUGACAACAACUUUGAAACUUUUAUUGAGGGAAAGGACACAGUUUUAGUGGAGUUUUAUGCUCCGUGGUGUGGUCAUUGCAAGCAGUUUGCGCCAGAGUAUGAAAAAAUUGCACAGACUCUGAAGGAGAACGAUCCUCCCAUACCUGUGGCUAAAGUGGACGCAACAGUAGCCACUACCUUAGCAAGCAAGUUCGACGUGUCGGGUUAUCCCACCAUCAAGAUCCUCAAGAACGGGGAGCCGUUGGACUACGACGGAGACCGGUCACAGAGCGCCAUCGUUGAGAGAGUGAAAGAAGUGUCUCUGCCUGACUGGAAACCUCCACCUGAGGCCACGCUGGUGCUGACCAAAGACAACUUUGAUGAGACAGUAAACAAUGCAGACAUCAUCCUGGUGGAGUUCUACGCCCCAUGGUGUGGGCACUGCAAGCGCUUGGCCCCAGAAUACGAGAAGGCAGCCAAGGAGCUGAGCGAGAGAAGUCCUCCCAUCCCUCUGGCCAAGGUUGAUGCCACCUUGGAGAGUGAGCUCGCCUCACGUUUUGGAGUCUCAGGUUAUCCUACCCUGAAGAUCUUCAGGAAAGGCAAAGUGUUUGACUACAACGGACCCAGAGAGAAGUAUGGCAUCGUUGACCACAUGAGUGAGCAAGCAGGACCUCCUUCCAAGCAGGUCCAGGCAGCCAAACAGGUGCAGGAGCUCAUCAAGGAUGGUGACGAUGCCGUGAUAGUCGGAUUGUUCUCCAGCGAACAGGACGCAAGUUAUGAGAUCUACGUCGAGGCGUGUAACACACUGAGAGAAGACUUCACCUUCCGUCACUCCUUCAGCUCUGAAGUGGCCAAACUUCUAAAAGCGUCUCCUGGUCAGAUUGUUAUUAUUCAGCCUGAAAAGUUCCGCUCUAAGUACGAGCCAGCAUCACACACAGUCACUGUGAAGGAAUCUACAGCAGUGUCAGAAGUUCAGGACUUCUUCAAAGAUCACGUGAUCCCUCUGGUGGGCCACAGGAAACCCAGCAAUGAUGCCAAACGAUAUGCCAAACGCCCCCUGGUGGUGGUUUACUAUGGAGUUGACUUUAGCUUUGACUACAGGAAAGCUACUCAGUUCUGGAGGUCAAAGGUACUGGAGGUGGCCAAGGACUAUCCAGAAUAUACAUUUGCCAUCGCUGAUGAGGAAGACUACGCCGAGGAGCUGAAGAGUAUGGGUCUAAGUGAGAGUGGAGAGGAAGUGAACGUGGGAAUUCUGGACGAAGGAGGGAAAAAGUUUGCUAUGGAACCAGAGGAGUUUGACUCAGACGUGCUUCAAGACUUUGUCGUGUCAUUCAAAAAAGGAAAGCUGAAACCUAUUAUCAAGUCUCAGCCAGCGCCAAAGAACAACAAAGGUCCAGUGAAGGUGGUAGUUGGAAAAACCUUUGAUGAUAUUGUAAUGGACUCCCAGAAGGACGUCCUCAUCGAGUUUUACGCUCCGUGGUGUGGCCACUGCAAGAAAAUAGAGCCUGAAUAUUUGGCUUUGGGCAAAAAAUACAAGGGGGAGAAGAACCUUGUGAUCGCCAAGAUGGACGCCACAGCCAACGACGUGCCAUACGACAGCUACAAAGUGGAAGGCUUCCCUACGAUAUAUUUUGCACCCAGUAACAGCAAGCAGAACCCUGUCAAAUUGGAAGGUGGGGACAGAACAGUGGAAGGUUUGAGCAAGUUUGUGGAGAAACACGCCACAAAACUGUCACAGAAGAAAGACGAACUUUGAAUCAUUUUCUCAAGCAGAGACUUUGAGGAACAGGAAAAAGGGACCUUAGUGAGAUCGGGGCAGUGUAAGUGAGUUACAGAGAUGAUUCCUAUGUUCAAAAAUUCAUUUGGUUUCUGUUCAUUCCAAGAGAUUUGACUUUUUUUCAGUUUCUGAAGGCAUGUAAGCACUGUUGACAAUUUUUAAAUAAAACACAAAAAGUUGGCAGCUUUGUGUGCCAACACUUGAA
Molecule: messenger RNA, 2355 nt
Organism: Cynoglossus semilaevis (tongue sole)
Lineage: Eukaryota; Metazoa; Chordata; Actinopteri; Pleuronectiformes; Cynoglossidae
Gene: pdia4
Product: protein disulfide isomerase family A, member 4
Exons: 10
Coding region: 195-2129 (644 amino acids)
Biological process (GO): protein folding; response to endoplasmic reticulum stress
Cellular component (GO): endoplasmic reticulum; endoplasmic reticulum lumen; cell surface
Molecular function (GO): protein disulfide isomerase activity
Source: RefSeq, a predicted model, not a curated record